Messenger RNA from Dictyostelium discoideum AX4, 2829 nucleotides. RefSeq names its product adaptor-related protein complex 1, beta 1 subunit (gene ap1b1). Gene Ontology annotation, biological process: vesicle-mediated transport; protein transport; intracellular protein transport. NCBI's taxonomy places the organism in Eukaryota, Evosea, Eumycetozoa, Dictyosteliales, Dictyosteliaceae. Gene Ontology annotation, cellular component: clathrin-coated vesicle membrane; Golgi apparatus; membrane coat. Gene Ontology annotation, molecular function: clathrin binding. The coding region runs from base 1 to 2829 and encodes 942 amino acids. The record is from RefSeq and is a predicted model, not a curated record. The transcript has 3 exons.
AUGUCUGACUCAAAGUAUUUUCAAACCACCAAAAAAGGUGAAAUUCAUGAAUUAAAAGAAGAAUUAUUAUCACAAAGAGAAGAUAAAAAAAAGGAAGCAGUAAAGAAGGUAAUUGCAGCAAUGACAGUUGGUAAAGAUGUUAGUAUGUUAUUCACUCAUGUCCUCAAUUGUAUGCAAACCCAUAACUUGGAAUUAAAGAAAUUAGUUUACCUCUAUGUUAUGAAUUAUGCCAAGAAUCAUCCAGAUCGUGCUAUUCUUGCAGUAAAUACUUUCCAAAAGGAUGCUUCCGAUCCAAAUCCAUUAAUUAGAGCUUUAGCAGUUAGAACUAUGGGUUGUAUUAGAGUUGAUAAUAUUACCGAACAUCUUUGUGAACCAUUAAGACAUGCAUUAAAAGAUCAAGAUCCAUAUGUUAGAAAAACAGCAGCAGUUUGUGUAGCAAAAUUAUAUGAUGUUAAUCCAGAAUUAGUUGAAAAUCAAGGAUUUUUAAAUAUUUUAAAUGAUUUAUUAGGUGAUUCAAAUCCAAUGGUAGUUGCAAAUGCAGUAGCAUCAUUAACAGAGAUUGAUGAAGUUAGUAAGAAGGAAGUAUUUAGAAUUCAUUCAGGUAAUCUUAAUAAAUUAUUAGCUGCACUUAAUGAGUGUACAGAAUGGGGUCAAGUUUUCAUUUUGAAUUCAUUAUGUAAAUAUACACCAAGAGAUUCACAAGAAGCAGAGAAUGUUUGUGAACGUGUUGCACCACGUCUUCAACAUGCCAACUCUGCAGUAGUUUUAUCGGCUGUCAAAGUGUUGAUGAAAUAUAUGAACUCCAUUGGCAACAAUGAUGUCAUUCGUUUAUUCUGCAAGAAGAUGGCACCACCAUUGGUCACUUUGUUAUCAAAGGAACCAGAAAUCCAAUUCUUGGGUCUUCGUAAUAUUAAUUUGAUCGUUCAAAAGCGUCCAGAGAUCCUUCAAUAUGAAAUGAAAGUAUUCUUUUGCAAAUACAAUGACCCAAUCUAUGUAAAGAUGGAAAAAUUGGAGAUUAUGAUCAUGUUGGCCAACGAGAAGAACAUUGAAGAGGUGCUAUUGGAGUUCAAAGAGUAUGCCACUGAGAUCGAUGUUGAAUUUGUUAGAAAAGCAGUUCGUGCAAUCGGUCGUUGUGCAAUUAAAAUCGAUCGUGCCUCUGAACGUUGUAUUCAAGUGUUAUUGGACCUCAUUCAAACCAAAGUUAACUAUGUCGUCCAAGAGGCAAUCAUCGUCAUCAAGGAUAUCUUUAGAAAGUAUCCAAACAAAUAUGAAGGUAUCAUCGCCACCCUUUGCGCCAACCUCGAAUCAUUGGACGAACCAGAGGCAAAGGCUUCAAUGAUUUGGAUCAUUGGUGAAUAUGCUGAACGUAUCGAUAAUGCUCAUGAAUUAUUAAACUCUUUCUUGGAAGGUUUCAAAGAUGAAAAUAGUCAAGUUCAAUUACAACUUUUAACCUCUAUCGUUAAACUCUUUUUAAAGAGACCAAAAGAUGCUCAACAAAUGGUUCAAACAGUUUUAAAUCUUUCAACUCAAGAAUCUGAUAAUCCAGAUUUACGUGAUCGUGGUUUUGUCUAUUGGAGACUCUUAUCAACCGAUUUCGAAGCUGCCAAAGCCGUAGUACUCUCUGAAAAACCACUCAUUACUGAUACCACUAGUCAUCUCGAUGAAUCAUUAUUAAAUGAAUUAAUCUUAAACAUUUCAACACUCGCUUCAGUUUAUCAUAAACCACCAGAGACUUUUGUCACUAAAUUAAAGGGUCUCAAUAAACGUGGUUUAAGAAAUAAAGAAGAAGAAGAUGAAGAAGAACCAGAUUAUGUUGAUGAUGAUAAUAUGAAUAAUCAACAAGGUGGUCAACAACAACAAGGUGGUUAUCAACAACAACAACAACAACAACAACAAGGUGGUUAUCAACAACAACAACCACAACAACAACAACCAAAAUCUGGUAAUUUAAUCGAUUUAGAUUUAUCAGAUUUAGGUGGUGCAUUACCAAAUAAUAACAACAAUAAUUAUGGUAAUAAUAAUAAUAAUAAUAUGUAUUCACCACAACCACAACAAUUUAAUGGUAAUUCAAAUGAUUUAUCAUUUUUAGGUGGUGGUGGUGGUGGUGGUGAAGUUCAAGCACCAGUUAAUAAAGUUGUUGUAUUUGGUGGUGAUAGAUCACAAGCAAUUCAAAUUAGUGGAGCAUUUACAAGAUUCCAAGGUAGAAUUAAUUUAGAAUUAAAUCUUUUGAAUACAAGUCAACAAGGUAUGUCAAAAUUCAAGAUUCAAUUUUAUCAAAAUAGUUUUGGUAUUUCACCAGCUGAUCAAAUCUUAUCAUGUGGUGCUAUUGAAGUAGGCCAAAGCACUGAUGUCACAAUUCCAAUCUCAUGCAAUGGUCAAAUCUCAAAUCCAUUGAAUCCAGUCAUUGAUAUGGCAAUGAUGGUAUUACCAAGUCAAGAGAGAUUCUACUUUAAGAUGAAUUUCCCAUUACUUUGUCUAUUGACAGAAACUGGUCGUCUCGAUCGUGAAUCUUAUUUAUCCAUGUGGAAAUCAAUUCCAGAAUCAAAUGAACGUUCAGUUGAAAUUCAAGUACGUUUACCACAUGUAGAUGUUGACUCUAUCCUUCGUCGUUUAAAUAGUAAGAAUAUCUUUGAAAUCGUUAGAAAGAAAGCUCCAAAUCAAGAAAUCUCUUUCCUCUCUUGUAAAACUGAAAGUUCUGUUUACAUUUUAAUUGAAUUGGCUUUCAACAUUUCAACAAAUACUUGUAGAUGUUCUUCAAAAACUACUUCACCUGAUAUUAUGGCAUUAUUUGAACAUAAUUUAAAUUUAUUAAUUAAUAAUCAAAUUUAA